Messenger RNA from Prosopis cineraria, 1367 nucleotides. RefSeq names its product nuclear pore complex protein NUP35-like. The record is from RefSeq and is a predicted model, not a curated record. NCBI's taxonomy places the organism in Eukaryota, Viridiplantae, Streptophyta, Magnoliopsida, Fabales, Fabaceae. Bases 134 to 1120 code for a protein of 328 amino acids. Gene Ontology annotation, biological process: regulation of DNA-templated transcription; NLS-bearing protein import into nucleus; nuclear pore organization. Gene Ontology annotation, cellular component: nuclear membrane; nuclear pore central transport channel; nuclear pore nuclear basket. Gene Ontology annotation, molecular function: phospholipid binding; single-stranded DNA binding; structural constituent of nuclear pore. The transcript has 4 exons.
AUUGAAAGAAAGGGACAAAGGGAGGGAAAAUUCUGCGAAAAUACCCAGCAUAUUCGAAGAAAGAACCCCUCCAAUUUCAUAACCUCAAUCAAUCGCACCGAUCUCUCUGCCUCCAAUUCCACAAGAAUAAAAUAUGAGCACUACUGUGCAAAGAACUCCAAGAUCUGGUAGGCAGUCAUUAUUCUUCCAAGAUUUGGCUUCGCCUGUUUCGGCCCGGAGAGGAAAAUUUUCAAGUCCAGGUCAGGCAGCUGCAGCAUCUUCUCUAUGGCGUGAGAGCAUCAGUGUUUCAGACCUCCCACCACCUCCUAUUUACACCUUGGAAGACAGAUCAGAUAUUUCUCCUGAAUCUGGGAUACCAGAUUACCAAAUAUCUCCUGAAACUAAGUCAGACCCUAGAAGUCCAAUCCAAACUGUGAAUAGGGAAUUUUCUACUCCAUCCAAAAACAAAUCAGAGGCCAGUACAUCUUAUGCUUUAAAGGUUGUUCAGCAAAACCAGCAGAGUUCACCAGGGUUGAGUUGGUGGUCGCCUACGUCUGCUAAGCAUGGUGGUGAACAAGAUGAGAAGGGAAGGAGUUCACCAGUUGAGGGUGUGGUUCAGUCUGGUGCUUUGGUCACUGUCCCUCCACCAAGGGAAGUAGCAAGGACAGAGGUUCAGAGAAAUACCUUGCCUGCAGGGAAUCUUAAUGAGGAGGAAUGGGUAACUGUUUAUGGGUUUUCUCCGGGUGACACUAAUUUAGUUUUAAGAGAGUUCGAAAAAUGUGGUGUAAUUUUGAAACAUGUUCCUGGUCCCAGGGAUUCUAACUGGAUGCACAUCUUAUAUCAGAAUCGAUCUGAUGCUCAAAAAGCUCUAAACAAGAAUGGGAUGCAAAUUAAUGGAGCCCUGAUAGUGGGUGUAAAGUCUUUGGAUCCCUUGCAACGUCAAGCUUUAAAUGAAAGACUUUCCAAUCAGGGAUUUAUGCCCUUACCUCCACCCUCUGCUAGAGCCUUAGAAGGGAACGCAUACAGAUCUCCUCCUUAUCUUCAGAAUGGCAAUGCAAGCGCUCGGCAAACAACAGGUGCAAUAGCUUCCCCAGCAAAAUCCGUGGUUUCGAAAGUAAUGGAUUUGAUGUUUGGUGUCUAGAUUAGUCUGUUCUUGUGAACCGGGCUAUAUCAUGCGCCUUAUUGUAACCAAAUAAAUAAGCUUGGCAGCUAUUCAUCUAUCAUUCGAGAGGUUUGUCAUGUCCUGUGCUGUGCAUCGAAGUUAAGUUGGAAUUUUUACUCUGAGGAUCUGAGCUAUGAGGAAUUCUGAUAUCUUAUCAUUUCAUCACCUAGAUCAAUUUUCUGGACUGCCAAAUGUUGUGGGAAUAUAUUCUUAUUUGUCAUACUCA